AUGAAUAGACUUACUAACGAGCAACGCUUGCAAAUCAUUGAAUUUUAUUACCAAAAUCAGUGUUCGGUUCGAAAUGUGUUUCGCGCUUUACGUCCGAUUUAUGGUCUACAUAAUCGACCAAGUGAGCAAACAAUUAAUGCGAUUGUGACCAAGUUUCGCACUCAGUUUACUUUAUUGGACAUUAAACCAACCACACGAAUGCGUACAGUGCGUACAGAAGAGAAUAUUGCGUCUGUUUCUGAGAGUGUGGCUGAAGACCGUGAAAUGUCGAUUCGUCGCCGUUCGCAGCAAUUGGGUUUGUGUUAUUCGACCACAUGGAAGAUUUUACGCAAAGAUCUUGGUGUAAAACCGUAUAAAAUACAGCUCGUGCAAGAACUGAAGCCGAACGAUCUGCCACAACGUCGAAUUUUCAGUGAAUGGGCCCUAGAAAAGUUGGCAGAAAAUCCGCUUUUUUAUCGACAAAUUUUGUUCAGCGAUGAGGCUCAUUUCUGGUUGAAUGGCUACGUAAAUAAGCAAAAUUGCCGCAUUUGGGGUGAAGAGCAACCAGAAGCCGUUCAAGAACUGCCCAUGCAUCCCGAAAAAUGCACUGUUUGGUGUGGUUUGUACGCUGGUGGAAUCAUUGGACCGUAUUUUUUCAAAGAUGCUGUUGGACGCAACGUUACGGUGAAUGGCGAUCGCUAUCGUUCGAUGCUAACAAACUUUUUGUUGCCAAAAAUGGAAGAACUGAACUUGGUUGACAUGUGGUUUCAACAAGAUGGCGCUACAUGCCACACAGCUCGCGAUUCUAUGGCCAUUUUGAGGGAAAACUUCGGACAACAAUUCAUCUCAAGAAAUGGACCCGUAAGUUGGCCACCAAGAUCAUGCGAUUUAACGCCUUUAGACUAUUUUUUGUGGGGCUACGUCAAGUCUAAAGUCUACAGAAAUAAGCCAGCAACUAUUCCAGCUUUGGAAGACAACAUUUCCGAAGAAAUUCGGGCUAUUCCGGCCGAAAUGCUCGAAAAAGUUGCCCAAAAUUGGACUUUCCGAAUGGACCACCUAAGACGCAGCCGCGGUCAACAUUUAAAUGAAAUUAUCUUCAAAAAGUAAAUGUCAUGAACCAAUCUAAUGUUUCAAAUAAAGAACCGAUGAGAUUUUGCAAAUUUUAUGCGUUUUUUUUUUUAAAAAAGUUAUCAAGCUCUUAAAAAAUCAUCAAUCAGCACUGUUGUACGUAGCACUGUUGAACUGUAGUUUGUAGCACCGUUGAACUGUAGUAUGUAGCACUGUUGAACUUUAUGUGAUAUUGUUCAAUUCAGGUAGCACUUCCUGCUUUACCUGUUGCACUAUAUGCGUUAUUGUUCAAUUUAGGUAGCACUUUCUGCUUUACCUGUUGCACUAAGUUACUAUAUCCACGCGAAGGAAACACUUUCUUUUAGCUCGGGCGCCAAUUAUUCAUUCUUCCACUUAAAUGUGGAAAAAAAAACAAAUUUUUUUAAAGUUUAAUCAUUUAUUGAACUUUUCCUUACGACUACUUAAUUUCGACUGCUUAAUACUAACAAUUGUAUCUUACUCUAUACCUAUCAAUGAUUUAUGGUCACAUUGCACUUCAAUGUGACCGUAUAAAACUCGGCUGCGCUGACGUUGUAACUCUGCUGUGGUGUUGUUGUUGAUUUCCGCAAAUUGUUAUUUUGCGUUUCCUGUUUUUGAAUUAAUGCAGACGUGUCGUCAGCAAUUUUGGUUUAUAACUUUUAUUUGAACUUUGUGUUUUGCUGUGUUAGCUAAUUUAUUAUUAUCUAACUAAUUUGGUGUUAACUUACAUAUUUACAUACAUUUGUUGCAUGUAGACAAAUGUACAAACAUUAUGCGUAUGGUUCUUUUAUAUUUGUUUACAUGCAAACAUAAUUAUAUAUGGGCAAAUGUGCGACCACUUGGUCCUUUAACAUGAUAUCGAAAAGUUUAUUGACCAAAGCAAAUAUUUAUUUAAGUAUACAAAUAUACAUACAUAUGUAUGUCGUACCAAAUCUAUGUAUAUAAAAUGCAUAUUUAAUAAUGUAAUACAAAUUUUAUUGAAUUAUACAUUUGCAAAGAUUUUAUGGAAUUCAUCAUAAAAUAGCUCAAUUUUAAAAUAUAUAUGUACAUACUCGUACUUAUGUGCUUUCAUAACAAAUACAUAUAUCGCUCAUUUGCUGCAAGACCGGCAUAAGUCAAAAAAAUCGAUUUUCCAGAAAACGCGUUAAAAGUUUUCAACUGACUACUACCUUACACGGUGACUCCAACCUUACACCUCUUCUCAAGCGGAGCAUAUAAGAGGUAUUCAUAUGAAUUUUUCACUCAACAUGAAGUAUGAUAUAACGAACAAUUCUGCAGCAUUAACUCAAAAAUCACGUUUUUUGAUUUAUGCCGGUCUUGCAGCAAAUAAGCGAUAUGUCUUUUAUCUGAAACGCAUUUUACGAACCAAUCAUUUUUAAAAUUUAAAAAAUAUGAAGUAUAUCACACACCACACACGGCAAACUCAGCACGAGGAGGGAGCGCUAUAGUUAUCAAAAGCAAUAUUGCGACUGAAGAAAUUCAAGCUACAACAAUUUCAGUUAAAUUGCACAAUCACCCAUUGUAUCUUUUUGCUCUGUAUAGUCCACCUAGACAUAAUAUAAAAAUAGAAACGUAUAUGAAUUAAAAAAAAAAUAUGACGGAAGGUACAUCAUUGGUGGCGACUUUAACACAAAAAACACUCAUUGGGGAUCUCAUUUAACUACAACCAAAGGUCGAGAACUUCUCAAAGCUAUACAAGUAGUUGGAUGCAAUUUUGUUUAUACAGGAAGACCCACUAUAAUCAAUAAAAUACCGAAACUCAAUUUAUUUAUUAAAGAUUGCUUAGACCUCAGCUCUGGCCACUCCCUAGUGCUACUAACUCUGUAUAAAAAGCCACUAAAACUAAAACACUAAUUGGUAUAAAUUUAAAAGUAUAUUGAAUAAAGUCGACCCAAAGCUUAAGCACAUAUCGACUGGUAUUGAGUUGGACUGUGAGGUUGAAGAUUUCACAAAAAUAAUUCAAAACGCUGCGUGGAAGAGUACACCAAAUAUCCGCGUGAAUCUAAGUGGUACUAAAUACCCAAAACACAUCUUAGAAAAUAAGCGCAAGCUUCGACGGAGAUAGCAGCAAAAUAGGUCCUCUGCUCUCAAAACUGAGCUUAAUAAAUGUACAGCGAAACUAAGAACACAAAUUAAACAGUUUAAAAUUUUUUCCUUCAAAACUUAUCUGGCUAAAAAACUCACAGCUGAUAAAUCCACCGACUAUUCACUCUGGAAAGCUGCAAGAAAUAUUAAUAAACAAAUAAAACAUGUAGCACCAUUAAAACUAAACGAAACUGCAUGGGCCAAAAUGAAUGAACAGAAAGCUGCCGUAUUUGCAAAUCAUUUGAGAAACACAUUUACGCCUAAUGAUGGUUAUGAGAUAAACUGUGAAAAUAGUUGGUUAGAUCCACACAUCAGCAUUUCUCCUGUUACUCUUAAAGAAAUUAAAAAUCUUAUCGGGAACACAGGACUCAAAAAAGCACCUUGGUACGAUGUAAUAACUGGAGAAAUAUUAUGCAAUUUACCAAAGAAUUGUAUAAAAAAACUUGUAAACAUUAUAAACUGUGCUUCAUGCCUAAAAUACGUGCCAUCGCUUUGGAAAGUAUCUGAAGUCAUAAUGAUACCUAAGCCGGGUAAGCCAGUACACGCUGUUACAUCAUAUAGACCAAUUUCGCUGCUGCCAGCUUUAUCGAAAAUCUUUGAGAAUGUACUCAUAAAUAGGCUCAAGCCAAUAAUCGCUCAUAAACACCUAAUACCAACACAUCAAUUUGGCUUCCGUUACCUUUUUGGACGUGUCUCAAGCUUUUGACAAAGUUUGGCAUACGGGUCUACCGCUCAAAUUGAAAUACAUGCUACCCAAACAAUUUUGUGAAAUAAUUGCUUCGUACUUAAAGAUAUAUACUUCCGCAUUAAACAAGAGGAUGCAUACUUAAACUUGCAACCGAUAAAAGCGUAUGUUCCCCAGGGAAGCGUGUUAGGGCAAAUGCUUUAUUUGCUUUUUACAGCGCUUUCAAAGUAAGGUGCUAAGGACUUUAGUUAAAGUUCCUUGGUACAUUAAAUCUGCUGACCUGCACCGUGAU
Molecule: messenger RNA, 4127 nt
Organism: Bactrocera dorsalis (oriental fruit fly)
Lineage: Eukaryota; Metazoa; Arthropoda; Insecta; Diptera; Tephritidae
Exons: 2
Coding region: 1-1086 (361 amino acids)
Molecular function (GO): nucleic acid binding
Source: RefSeq, a predicted model, not a curated record